UAGACGACUCAAUCUGCAACACUGGUGUGAAAACAAUCCACCUCGACACGGAGAAAGAAAACGACAUUUUAAGGGAUUAUAAGGAAGCUAUGAUUAAUAACAGUCUCUAUCACCUCAUCAGCAGCUUGUCACACGGAGAUUUCACCUUUUAUUAGAUGAAAAUCCGAGUUGUAGCUUAACUGUUAGCUAGCGUCUCUUUUGUUGCCCCAUGUUGUUUUUUUUGACUAGCAAAGAGUGCGCUAAACUGAAGUGCGCUUUUUGUGAUUUAGGAAAAAAAUGAGAGGAUUAAACACGGAGAAAGUUAAGUUUUCCAACUUAACGUAACGCUUGUCCCCCCCUCCCCUCAGCCAUGUUUAGUGCAGCUGCUGGCAAGAUGUCUGUGGAGGCGAGUGAUGUCCAAACAGACGAGGACUGUGAGGAGCUGGUUGAGGAUGGUUUCUCCUUCUCUGCAGAUAUUUUGGAAAAGCAGAGAACAAGGAGGAAGAGAUCUUCGGGCAAACCUCCUUCUUCUCCAAGGUCUCCAUACCUCUCGAGUAUGAAUGUGAACCCAAGGAGAGUAGCAGUGGCGGCCUGGAGACUGCCGAGGGCCUCCUUGGGGGACACCAGAGGGGACACUCCUGGGGACACCGGCUCAGCUCGCCUCACGUCCCUCAGCAACGGCCACGAUCUGUCCCAGAUGCUGAGGGCAGAGUGCGACAUCACACCAGAGCUUCUGAGACAGACUUUGACUGCGAGGAAACACAAACAUCUCCACUCUGCAUCCAAUGGCUUCACAUUAAGCAGCAGUGACUACAGAGAGAAGGAGGACAUGUAUGAUGAGAUCAUACGCCUCAAGAAGUCUCUCCAGGCGCAGAAGUCUGACAACCAGAAGAUGAAAGCCAAACUACGCCGCCUAGAGGGAGAUAACGCUAAAAGAGAGAAACAGCUAGAAGAACUGCUAGAUCCCACUAAAGGAUCUGAUUAUACUCGUAGUUUGGUGGAUAAGAAAAAAGAGGGGAGUGUGGUUCUCAACGGGCUGAAACAGAGAAUCCUGAAGCUGGAGCAGCAGUGUAGAGAGAAAGAAAAUGCCUUGAGUAAACUGCAGAGUGAGCUGAGGACUACUAACCUGGAGGAGCUGAAGAUAACAGUAGAAACCUACUUUGAAGAGAUCCAAAGAUUGAGGAUGCUUCUUGAAGCUGCAGAGAAAAGUAGUCGAGCAGAGAGUAAAUGUUCUCAGAGGCAGCAGAAAGCUCUGAGCUCCACAGUUCUGCGUCUGUCUGACAACCUGAAGCAGCUUCAACAGGAAAACACGACGCUCAGAGAGGAGCUCGACACUGAGAGCCCUGCUGGAGGAGUCAAAGGUUACAGAGAGUGGAGUAAACAAAGACUGCUGAGGAGGCUUUUUGAAGUAGAGAAGAGGCUGGAGGACAGCAGGAAACACGCCCACAAAGCAAAGAGCAAUGGCCGAUUGGACCAGGAGGUUCAGACCACGCCCACCGAGAUUCUGGACGUUGCGCAGGGGUUUGCCAUGGCAACAGAGGCAGUGGUCUCCGUGGGAACCAGCACAGAGGAAGGGGAGGAGGUCGCUGCUCUGAGAGGAAGCCUUAGCCAAUUGGAGACGGAGAAGGCGGAGCUCCAAGAGACGCUGUCAAGUAAAGAUGAUGAAGUGAGACAGCUGAGGACAGAAAAUGAAGAACUAAAGAAAGAGGCUGAGCGAUGGAAGGAUGAGCAGACAAAUGAACGGGACAAAGAGAGACAGCAGCAUGAACAGGAACUAGAGCAGUUGAAGAUGAGGAUUCAGAGUCUGGAGGAGGACAGAAGCAAACUUAAACAGGCUGAGCAGUCUUCUCUCUCUCCCACAACACACGAGAACCUCGAGGACACUCAGGGCGGAGCAGGUCUGGAGAAGGGAGGAGAAGGGGACACUGGAGGGAAGGAGAAGGAGAGAGAGAGGCAAGAAGCCCAUCAGAAGAGUGAGAAUGGCUGUCAGAAAGAGAGACAGAAAGCAGCAAGUAUCAUCCAGACAAAUUGGAGGGAAUACAGAAAUAGGGACAUUGUCUUGUUGCAGUCAGCAUUAAGAGGACAUCUCCUCAGAGAACUGCAACUCAAGGACCUGCAGAAAAAGGCCGUUGAGGCAACAAACUGCAGCAGUGUCGCCCCUCCUGUAGAAGGAGAGCUGGAUGUGGUUGCCUUGAUGAUGAUACAGUCUGCAUUCAGGGGACACCUUGCUCGCUGUAGUCAUGCAAUAGAGAGUUCAGGGUUCUCUGUGCCUUCUCCACUGAAUCUGCCAACGCUGGUACCAAGAAGAGCUCGGUCAACACACACACCCAGCAGAACAGGUGCUGCAUCCCUCCAUAACAGCGGUGAAAAGCAGGGUGAGGAAGAAGACCUCUGGUCCGUCUCGAGUACUCAUGCGUCCAGUGUGACACCGCCAACAGCCCAAACGGAGCUCCAGUUCCCAGCAGAGUCCGGCGGAUCCACUGCAGUCGAUUCUGAUGACUCUGAUGACAUCAUCGUGUCUCCCUCACGUCCCCCGAGAAGAAGAGAAGUCUUAAUCUUAUAGAACGCCUGGGUUGUAUGUGUGUUUCUGUGUGUGUGUGUGUGUGAGAGAGAGAGAGCGUCGCCAGGAAGAAUAUCUGCUUCUGUUUCUACUCAGAGGUUUAAAUCACCGUUUCUUUGUCUUACUGAACCUACAAAAUAUAGCUGGGACGUUCUGUAAGUCAGGAUAUUAUGAAACACUCACAAUAUUUGCUGUCUGCAUAUUUUGCCGUCUGUGUAAGCACUUCUACAGUAAUAACCAGAAUAUUCUGGGAAAUCAGGUGCAGGAUCUUUUGUGACAUGGAAAUACGAGGCACAUAAACACCUCACUUUGAUCGUGGUCUUAUUCAGGAUACCGUCAAAACAAAAAGAUGCAUUCAGUGUCUUAUUUGAGUGAUAAACUGGUUUAGUGUUUAAACGCUUGGCCCUGAGGCGAAAGGAUUAACCGGCAAAGCGAAGGAGAAAGCAGUCGUGUGAUCGUGAAAUCAGCAUCCUCUUUCCUUUUGACCUGUUAUUCUGGUAGUUUAUUAUUCGAGCCAAAUAGCCCUUUUUUCCCAAUUUGUCUUAUUUAUUCUCAGCGGUUGUUUUUGUUUUGCCAAAGUGCCUACUGCAUGGAGAUUCAAAUUUAAUUUAUGGUAAUAAUAAAUGUAUUAAUUUCUGCUAACCUGACUAGUCCAGUUGAGCCACAUCACUGAAAAACCCUCUGGAUUUCACAGGAAAAUGUAAUUAAUGAGUCAUAUGCUGACAUGCCUGAUUUCUAACAGGAAAACAUCCUUACGUCAAUCUAUCAUAUACGCUUAGCAAAUGAUGGCUGAUACUGAGAUAUGAUUCUCAACUGAUGCACUAUUGAGCCAAACUGUGAAUAAAUUAUACAUCAGUCUGCUGCAAUACUGAACACACAGAGUCAGUACAGUGGAGGAAACACGGGGAGUGAUGCCAGUGAUGUGUAAAUGACGACCUUUAGAGAGGUCAACAAAGGACGAGUGCAGUUUUCCCCACAUGAUGUGUGUAACUGAAUUUCUGAGACAUUCAAUAAAAGAAGUUGUUUUUAU
Messenger RNA from Scomber japonicus (chub mackerel), 3569 nucleotides. It is a transcript of the gene iqce, whose product is annotated as IQ motif containing E. NCBI's taxonomy places the organism in Eukaryota, Metazoa, Chordata, Actinopteri, Scombriformes, Scombridae. The transcript is spliced from 21 exons. The record is from RefSeq and is a predicted model, not a curated record. Bases 350 to 2542 code for a protein of 730 amino acids. Gene Ontology annotation, molecular function: protein binding.